This is a messenger RNA of Nannospalax galili (Upper Galilee mountains blind mole rat), 1464 nucleotides long. It is a transcript of the gene Fhl2, whose product is annotated as four and a half LIM domains 2. The record is from RefSeq and is a predicted model, not a curated record. Gene Ontology annotation, cellular component: Z disc; nucleus. NCBI's taxonomy places the organism in Eukaryota, Metazoa, Chordata, Mammalia, Rodentia, Spalacidae. Gene Ontology annotation, biological process: negative regulation of calcineurin-NFAT signaling cascade; negative regulation of transcription by RNA polymerase II. Gene Ontology annotation, molecular function: transcription factor binding; transcription coregulator activity. The transcript is spliced from 6 exons. The coding region runs from base 178 to 1017 and encodes 279 amino acids.
CGCCCGCGCCGCCCAGGCGCGCGUCUCCUUAUUUGGUCAAAUGACUCGGCGGGGGUUCUCGAGGGCGGGCGGCGCCGGCUGCACUCCGCCUGCUCAGCCGCCACCGCCGCUGCGCCACGGUCUGCCCGGUCCCGGACACCCCGGCCGCAGCGCGUUGCUGUAAAGUCAGGUGCCAACAUGACUGAACGCUUUGACUGCCAUCACUGCAAUGAAUCUCUGUUUGGCAAGAAGUACAUUCUGAAGGAGGAGAACCCCCACUGUGUGGCCUGCUUUGAGGAGCUCUAUGCCAACACGUGUGAGGAGUGUGGCACAACCAUUGGAUGCGACUGCAAGGACUUGUCCUACAAGGACCGGCACUGGCACGAAGGCUGCUUCCACUGCUCCCAAUGCAAGAGCUCGCUGGUGGACAAACCCUUCGCUGCCAAGGAGGAGCAGCUGCUGUGCACAGACUGCUAUUCCAACGAGUACUCGUCCAAGUGCCAGGAAUGCAAGAAGACCAUCAUGCCAGGGACCCGCAAGAUGGAGUACAAGGGCAGCAGCUGGCACGAGACCUGCUUCAUCUGCCAGCGCUGCCAACAGCCCAUUGGAACCAAGAGCUUCAUCCCGAAGGACAGUCAGAACUUCUGCGUGCCCUGCUACGAGAAGCAGUAUGCCCUGCAGUGCGUGCAGUGCAAAAAGCCUAUCACCAUGGGAGGCGUCACUUACCGGGACCAGCCCUGGCACAAGGAAUGCUUCGUGUGCACAGCCUGCAAGAAGCAGCUGUCCGGGCAGCGCUUCACUGCAAGGGAUGAGUUUGCGUACUGCCUGACCUGCUUCUGUGACUUAUACGCCAAGAAGUGUGCUGGGUGCACAAACCCCAUCAGUGGACUCGGUGGCACAAAGUACAUCUCUUUUGAGGAACGGCAGUGGCACAACGACUGCUUUAACUGCAAGAAGUGCUCCCUGUCCCUGGUGGGGCGAGGCUUCCUCACAGAGAGAGAUGACAUUCUCUGCCCUGACUGUGGAAAGGACAUCUGAAGGCAGCGUAGAAGUCAUGACUUGUGACACACAGAUUCAUGCAUUUUCUUUCUGACCCAGGCAAUGUGUGUCCUGGUUCCCACCUUGAGGCUUUCCUCUCACUGCCCAAUGGCCUUCAUUUUUGUUGAACCCUUAAGUCCUUUGUGCUAGUUCUGUCCUGGGGGAGAGAAAACCCUUAUGUAAAUCCUGAGUGGGAAGAUGGUUUGGAAUUUUUGUAGUCACACAAGACAGAUGCAAAUGUAAAGUCCUUUUGAGUGUCUUUAUAAAUGCAUCCUUCUUUCACUGCCUAUUUAAUUUUUAAGUGCAAUUAACAUUUGUCAUGAACUUGAAUGUUUUUUCAAGGAAGAGUUGGUAUUUGUAGCUCUGUAACUUCCUUUUUUAUGUAAAAUCUAGAGUAAGGUUACGUGACUUACAAUAAAGUAACUUAAUAAACUCUCUUGCCAAGCA